Messenger RNA from Zophobas morio, 1896 nucleotides. Its product is annotated as carboxypeptidase D-like. Gene Ontology annotation, biological process: protein processing; peptide metabolic process. The transcript is spliced from 8 exons. NCBI's taxonomy places the organism in Eukaryota, Metazoa, Arthropoda, Insecta, Coleoptera, Tenebrionidae. Gene Ontology annotation, molecular function: metallocarboxypeptidase activity; zinc ion binding. Bases 167 to 1606 code for a protein of 479 amino acids. The record is from RefSeq and is a predicted model, not a curated record.
AAGAUCUUACAUAAGUCUUACUGCACUUACAACCAAAACGAAAUAUUUUCAGUGUCAUCGCUUUCCUAAUUUUCAUCAUUGGAUUUCUAGUGUAGCAACAGUGGUGUAAAAGUACUCAUUACAUUAUUAUCAGCGACGUUUAGACCCACAUUAUCAACGCGACACCAUGCUAUAUAGACAUUUUGUGAUCAUUCUUGUUUUUGCGGUGUUUUUGGUUCAUUGCGCUGAAUGGCGUUAUCAUAAUAACACCGAUUUGGAAUUAUUUUUAAAGAAUUUUAACCAAAGUACUAAAAGUGGCAUUGCGACAAAACUAUACUCGAUUGGUAAAUCUAGAAAAGGGAACGACCUCUGGGUGUUACAACUAACCGCAACCAAAAAACGCAAAACUGGGAUUCCCAAUAUUAAACUUAUUGGUACAAUUCAUGGAAAUGAACCAGUUGGACGCGAAAUUAUUUUACAUUUCAUGGAGUUUUUACGUGACGGUUAUGGAAGUGAUCCGGUAGUCACUUGGUUACUGGAUAAUACAAGAAUACAUUUCUUGCCAAAUAUGAACCCAGAUGGGUUUGCUUUAUCACACGAAAACAUGUGUGAUGGUGAACACGUUAGGAAUAACGGUUUGGGUGGAAAAGAUUUGAACCGGAAUUUUCCGGAUUUUUACCAUAAAAAUAGGAUUCCGGAGGAACCUGAAACUAAAGCUGUUAAAAAAUGGUUAGAGGAUGUUCCUUUCAUUUUAUCGGCGGCUUUGCAUGGGGGUGCUAUGGUUGUCAAUUAUCCUUUUGAUACAGUGAAAGAAUCAACUUCUGAUAUGGAAAAUCCUCCAUCGCUAACCCCUGACCAUGACGUUUUCGUCCACCUGGCUCAAGUAUAUUCACAAAAUCAUCCCACAAUGCAUAAAGGUGAUUCGUGCUCAGAUUCGAAAUUUGAAGGAGGAAUUGUUAAUGGAGCCGUCUGGUAUCCUAUUAUAGGUGGUAUGCAAGAUUAUAAUUACGCAUUCCACGGGUGCAUGGAGCUCACAUUGGAGAUAUCGUGUUGCAAAUAUCCAGCUGCAAGUGAAUUACCCAAGCUAUGGCAAGACAACAAAAUGGCCUUGUUAAAAUACUGUCUCGAAGCGCUGAGAGGGGUCACUGGCCAAAUCCUGGAUAGCACUUCCCGAAAACCCAUCGCAAAAGCCACUUUACGUGUCUCCGGGAAAAACAUGACCUUUUCCUCCUCGAAAACAGGCGAAUUCUGGAGGCUUUUGCUACCAGGAAACUAUAAGAUGGAGGUAUCAGCGGAAGGUUACUACAACCAAGUUGUGUCUUUUGUGGUAAAAAAAUACGAAACUAAUCCGAAAUUAACAAGCUUGAAGAUUUUAAUGUUAAAUUCAAGCAUAAGCACGACAAGCUCUACCACUCCAAAACAGAGAACUACGGGAACGACUGUCAAAUUUACAAGAAGUAUUACAGAUGGCGCACCUAUUACGGUUUCGUCUGCGGGUGUGAUUCCAUCUGAAGAUCAUCAGCCACCAACACCGGCAAGUUUAAUUACGCCUCUGGAAAAAAGUUCGUCGACAGUCCACCAAAAUUAUAUUUUCUAUGUGUCUUUGGUUAUUUUUUUAUUGCUGUGAUUUACUUUAGUUUGUUUAAGUGUCGAUUUUUGUAUUUUUAUGUAUCUCGUCCGAUAUUUUUUUAUUGUUUGCCUGUAGCAAAACAUUCACGUAAACGGAAGUAUCGUAGUUUAACGUUAUAGUUUUAAGUGUACAUUUUAGGUAAGUUUAUGACUGUAUUACGAGAUGACAAAAACCUGCGACUGCUUUAAUUUUGCUGUUAUUUUCCUAAUAAAAUUUGUUAACCGAAAUUUGUUUGUUAGACUGAGUUUAAGUAAAAUUGUACUUAAAGUAAUACAUAAUGUGUCUGA